This is a messenger RNA of Trichechus manatus latirostris (Florida manatee), 2899 nucleotides long. RefSeq names its product SRY-box transcription factor 10 (gene SOX10). Lineage: Eukaryota; Metazoa; Chordata; Mammalia; Sirenia; Trichechidae. The transcript has 4 exons. The record is from RefSeq and is a predicted model, not a curated record. Gene Ontology annotation, biological process: negative regulation of transcription by RNA polymerase II; enteric nervous system development; morphogenesis of an epithelium. Gene Ontology annotation, molecular function: RNA polymerase II cis-regulatory region sequence-specific DNA binding; DNA-binding transcription factor activity, RNA polymerase II-specific. Gene Ontology annotation, cellular component: nucleus. The coding region runs from base 283 to 1680 and encodes 465 amino acids.
UCUCGGGCUGUCCAGCCGGGGUGGUUGGUGGUGAGGAUUCAGGCUCGGUCCAAGCGAGGCCUUGGCCUGAGGCUCAGGGCCCCCAGCCCCUCCCUCCUAGCCCAGCCAGCGUCACCCCCUAGCCCCGAGCUGGACCGCACACCUUGGGACACGGUUUUCCACUUCCUAAGGACAAGCCCCAGACUGGAGGAAAAGUCCGAGGAGGUGGGCGUUGGACUCUUCGCGAGGACCCCGGCGGCGGGCCCCGGGGAGGCGGCCGAGGCGGAGGCGGCCGGGGGCGACAUGGCGGAGGAGCAGGACCUGUCUGAGGUGGAGCUGAGCCCCGUGGGCUCCGAGGAGCCCCGCUGCCUGUCCCCGGGGAGCGCGCCCUCGCUGGGGCCCGACGGCGGUGGCGUCUCGGGCCUGCGGGCCAGCCCGGGGCCCGGCGAGCUGGGCAAGGUCAAGAAGGAGCAGCAGGACGGCGAGGCUGACGACGACAAGUUCCCCGUGUGCAUCCGCGAGGCCGUCAGCCAGGUGCUCAGCGGCUACGACUGGACGCUGGUGCCCAUGCCGGUGCGCGUCAACGGCGCCAGCAAGAGCAAGCCGCACGUCAAGCGGCCCAUGAACGCCUUCAUGGUGUGGGCUCAGGCGGCGCGCAGGAAGCUGGCCGACCAGUACCCGCACCUGCACAACGCCGAGCUUAGCAAGACGCUUGGCAAGCUCUGGAGGCUGCUGAAUGAGAGCGACAAGCGCCCCUUCAUUGAGGAGGCUGAGCGACUCCGCAUGCAGCACAAGAAGGACCACCCGGACUACAAGUACCAGCCCCGGCGGCGGAAGAACGGGAAGGCGGCCCAGGGGGAGGUGGAGUGUCCGGGCGGGGAAGCUGAGCAGGGCGGGGCAGCCGCCAUCCAAGCCCACUACAAGAGCGCCCACUUGGACCACCGGCACCCGGGAGAGGGCUCCCCCAUGUCAGACGGGAACCCUGAGCACCCCUCAGGCCAGAGCCACGGCCCACCAACCCCUCCAACCACCCCAAAGACAGAGCUGCAGUCGGGCAAGGCAGACCCCAAGCGGGAUGGGCGCUCCCUGGGGGAGGGCGGGAAGCCCCACAUCGACUUCGGCAACGUGGACAUCGGUGAGAUCAGCCACGAGGUAAUGUCCAACAUGGAGACCUUUGAUGUGGCUGAGUUGGACCAGUACCUGCCGCCCAAUGGGCACCCGGGCCAUGUGGGCAGCUACUCGGCAGCUGGCUAUGGGCUGGGCAGCGCCCUGGCUGUGGCCAGCGGACACUCUGCCUGGAUCUCCAAGCCACCAGGUGUGGCUCUGCCCACAGUCUCGCCACCUGGUGUGGAUGCCAAAGCCCAGGUGAAGACGGAGACCGCGGGGCCCCAGGGGCCCCCACACUACACUGACCAGCCGUCCACCUCUCAGAUUGCCUACACCUCCCUCAGCCUGCCCCACUACGGCUCCGCCUUCCCCUCCAUCUCCCGCCCCCAGUUCGACUACUCUGACCAUCAGCCCUCAGGACCCUACUAUGGCCACUCAGGCCAGGCCUCUGGCCUCUACUCGGCCUUCUCUUACAUGGGGCCCUCGCAGCGGCCCCUCUACACUGCCAUCUCUGACCCCAGCCCCUCAGGGCCCCAGUCCCACAGCCCCACACACUGGGAGCAGCCAGUAUACACAACGCUGUCCCGGCCUUAAAGGGGACCCUAUCGCCACCACCUCCUGCCAGGCGCCUCCUGGGUACCACACCCUCUCCCCAACCUUCGCGUCCUGUUCCUUGCCCAUCUCGGACCUGGCGGUGGCUGUGCAGGAGACUGCAGAGGCUGGCAGCUGAGGGAAGGCUUUCUGUUUGGGUGGCCCGCCCUCGAUGACCCCACCCCGCCCCAUCCAGGCUCCAGCCUGGGCAAAGCCCUGGGCUGCUAGGCUGGGCCGAGGAGAAGGAGGUUGACUGGCAUCCCUAGACUGAAAGACGAGGGGCUGCACCUUCCCCCAGGAAUGACUCUCGACCCCAGGACCUGAGGAGGACCCACUCACCCACCCUCCGUGGGGAGAAAGGGCAUCCAGGGUUGGAUAGGAGUUGGAGGCUUUGCCACUCCUGGGCACGUGUUUCCUCUCUCCUGGGCAGUGAGGGGCUUCACACGACCCUGUGCCACGAUGCCUAGGGGCCAGGCCAACUAGAGACCACGUCAGUGCCUGCAGCUGGCUCUGUCUGCCACUCGGGGGCCAAGGACAGCUCGGAACAGCCUCAUGGGGUGAAGUGGGGCUGGAGGCCCUGUAGGGGUUCUCCAUGUCCCUUCAAUGCCCCUCCUCUCCUGAACACAGGAAGGAGUUGGCACAGAGGCCCCCCAGAUCCAAUUCUGUGCCAAUAACCUCAUCCUUUGCCUAAUGGAGACUGAGAACCCCAGUCCUCCUCCAGGCCAGCCUCCUAGGCCUCGGGGCACAUCCCAGAAGGUGAGGCAGGGGCUCUGGGAAAGCAUUCAGAGACAAUUCAGGGAGCUUCCCCUCUGGGCUCCUGUCCAAUGCCCUUCUUCCCUUAGCCAGGCUCUCUGGCCCCUGCUCUGUCAGCCCCAACUCCUGGGCUCCCUGAAAGUUCUAGCUGCUCAGGCCUAAACCCUGGGUUCCAGGAGGAGGCGCAGGCCCCAGCACCCAGGUGGCUGGCAGCAGGCUGAAGACACUAAAAUCCUGCCAUGUACAUUCUGCCCUUGCCUUUUGCCCAUUGCCUCUCAGUGGUAUCUGAAUAAAAUAUGUAGCUAUAUCUGCCCCUACUUUCCUGUUCUGCAGCCCCCACGAUCCACAUGUAACUCAUUAGUGUCCCCCUCUUAUUUAUCUCAGUAGCCCCCUCCCCUCUUCCAGCUACUCCAGCCCCUAUUAACUCCACAUUAAGCAUUCCACAUAAUAAAAGUAAAGGUUCCAGUUA